Molecule: messenger RNA, 499 nt
Organism: Panicum virgatum (switchgrass)
Lineage: Eukaryota; Viridiplantae; Streptophyta; Magnoliopsida; Poales; Poaceae
Product: 40S ribosomal protein S28
Exons: 2
Coding region: 11-208 (65 amino acids)
Biological process (GO): translation; maturation of SSU-rRNA; ribosomal small subunit assembly
Cellular component (GO): ribosome; cytosolic small ribosomal subunit
Molecular function (GO): structural constituent of ribosome
Source: RefSeq, a predicted model, not a curated record
CGGACAAAGUAUGGAUACCCAGGUUAAGCUUGCUGUUGUGGUGAAGGUGAUGGGCCGCACUGGCUCCAGGGGUCAGGUGACCCAGGUCAGGGUGAAGUUCCUGGACGACCAGAACCGUCUCAUCAUGAGGAACGUCAAGGGCCCUGUCCGUGAGGGUGACAUCCUCACCCUCCUCGAGUCUGAGAGGGAGGCCAGGAGGCUGCGCUGAAGCAGCUAGUGGUUGCGCCAGUUGUUGGCCAUUCCUGUUUUAAACAAGUUAAAUGAUGAAUUGAAUCCCCCUUUGCCUAGUGUACUGCUUUCGUAUCAAGUUAUUGAACAAUGCUACUUUGUCCUUUGAGUAGGCUAUGGAGAAUGGGCUUAAGCAAUGGAAUUGUAAUUUGAGUACUCGUCUUGUUGCAAGUUUUGGUCUGUUAUUGCCUGAAUGAAUUUAAGUGCACUUGAUGAUGUGUGACAUGAUUUUGUUGCUAUCUUGGGUAACAACAAUGAAUGGCUUGUAUGA